Papaver somniferum (opium poppy) is the source of this 1902-nucleotide messenger RNA. RefSeq names its product putative F-box protein At2g02030. Gene Ontology annotation, molecular function: protein binding. Bases 120 to 1541 code for a protein of 473 amino acids. Lineage: Eukaryota; Viridiplantae; Streptophyta; Magnoliopsida; Ranunculales; Papaveraceae. The transcript has 2 exons. The record is from RefSeq and is a predicted model, not a curated record.
AGGAGUGUUUACAGUAACAAGAUGGAGUGGAAGAGAAUUUCUAGGGUUUGAAAGAUUCUGUAGAGUUUCUUUGGUACUUCGUUCUUCCAAUCAAUCUCAAUUGCAAUUCUGUGAAAUCGAUGGCAAGUAAAAGACGGAAGCAGAUUAUAACUCAACCAGAAACACAGGAUACAGUGAUGAUUUCAAAGAAGACGAAAGCCGGAAAUGAUGGUGAUUCCGAAGAAAUCAGUAAUUCUAUAUCUCUUCCUCAUGAUCUUGUCAUAAAUGAUAUACUAACGAGAGUACCUGUUGACAGUUUGAUGCGAUUCAAAUGUGUAUGCAAAUUGUGGCUUAAUUUAAUCUCCAAUGAUGCUAAAUUUAUGAAUAUGCAUGCUCGUAAAAGUGGUACUCAUGGGUUUGGGUUGAUGUAUCUUUCAUCAAGUUAUACUGGUGAUGAUAGUAGAGUAGGUAGAAAAAUUGAUGAAUUUAAUGGUGUUAUCAAAUCUGAUGGUAUUGUUUUCUGUAAUAUUGAUAAGAAAGAAAAAAAGGUUUUUCAUUUUAAGCCUCAAACUGGUUUGGUAAACAGGAAAAUAGUUAUUCGACAUUCGCUCAAUGGUUUAGUUCUUUUAUCUCGCCAAGAAGAUACUUUUGGUUUUACUCAUCAUGUUUUUAAUCCAAUUACUGGUAAUUUACUUGAGCUUCCUGUUCUAAAUGAUAUUGCCCGUAGAGUGUCAGGUUUUUAUUUGCACCUAGCUUAUGAUACAGCCGCUGGAAAGUAUAAAGUUGUUUGCUUUUAUAAAAGGAUGAGAGAAUUAAUUUUCAAGAUUGUUACUGUAGAUGUUAGAAGUGGUUCUUGGAGGAAUAUCGUUGCUCUAUCGUCUCCUUGUUUACUGGAUGAUUAUGAGGCGGUGUUUGCUAAUGGAUCUUUAAAUUGGUUGACUCAUGACAGAUAUGGUACGGGUGGUUAUAAAGCUGAUCAGGGUAAAAUUCUUUGUCUUGAUGUUAGUGAAGAAAAGUUUUAUACGAUUGAUUACCCGAAAGGAGUUCCCGAUAAAUGUCAGCUAUUGGAGAUGGGAGGAUCACUUUGUUUUCUUUCCUAUGGGUCGACCGGGAAAAUAAAAUUAUGGGUUUUGAAGGAGAAUGGGGAGAAGCAGAGAAAAGGAAAUCAAUGUAAUGAAUGGUUAGAGUGGAAUGUUGAUAUAUUGCAGAAUAAUGAUGUACUGAAACUCUUCCAUAAUUUGGACAACUUUCAUUGUGUUGCAGUUGUUAAAAACCCUAAGCUUAAAAUCAUAUUUUGGACUGCCAAUCGGCGGAUACUUGAUGAGCCAGAAGAGAGGGGAUUUAGCAGGUUUUACACUACCGAGUUCUACAGUUAUGAUGUUGAUUUGAAAACUUUUGCUUCCAUCUCUAAGCAUACAGGGAUAUUUGUCAAAUGGGAUCUCAACUCCCUUGUCCACUUCAAUCAACCUUUGCUGGUUAGUUUGGUGGAGCCAGAAAAACUAAAGUGGAAGAAACAAGCAGUGUGCAGGCGGAACCUCCAGGCUCGUUAUGCAGUGGACUAGCUGCAUAUUAGCAGGUUAAUUUUGUAAGUGACUGCAAGGAACUCGACAGUGCACUAACUUUUUUUUCUUAUACUCGUGUGGAAAUAUGGAUAUGACUGUACAUUUCUCUCGAGUGUGUUGGAAUUCAGUCCUUCCAAGGGUGUAACAGGAUGUUAUAACCAGAAGACGGAUCUAUUAACGAAGGAAUGCUUAAGUAGGAAUCUAAUCAAAACUUGGUAUUAGAAUACUUGCAUCUUCUUGCUGGGAAAUUCUGAAGCUCGAGUUUGUAAUACACUUUAACUGCAUUUCUGAUUUCUUGGCUUUGACAUAUGUGUAAUUGCUUACAGGUUCCAUCAGUUAAUUUAAUCAUGUUUCUCCAUCA